AUGUAUCGAAUAAUAUGUCGAGAAUUGUUAUUACGUCGAAUUUCAACAACUAUUUCGGCUUUUGCAUCAUCAGAUGUUAAUGUAAAUUUACCAAAUCCUUGUAUUGCUAUGGCACCUGAUACAAAUCAUAUUGUUUGUUAUCAUCCAGAAAAACUACAUCCAUAUGAAUAUACAAAACCUAUUGAUCGAAAUGAUCCUAGUUUUACUAAGAAUGAAGGUGUAUUUAAAUCUCAAGUUCAACAUGAUUAUAAUAAUCGAUUUUAUAAAAAACAAUUAACGAAAAAAGAUUUUCGUUUGGAAACUGAACAAUUGUCACAAAUGUUCAAUGAACAUCCAGCUCUAUUCAAAUUAACACCUAAAAGAGAUAAAAUUCGUCGAGCAUCACAAUUUCCUGAACCAACACCAGAUCGAUCUGGCAUUUGA
This is a messenger RNA of Rotaria sordida, 423 nucleotides long. NCBI's taxonomy places the organism in Eukaryota, Metazoa, Rotifera, Eurotatoria, Philodinida, Philodinidae. The record is from the annotation of a GenBank genome assembly.